Molecule: messenger RNA, 3415 nt
Organism: Diceros bicornis minor
Lineage: Eukaryota; Metazoa; Chordata; Mammalia; Perissodactyla; Rhinocerotidae
Gene: GOLGA2
Product: golgin A2
Exons: 27
Coding region: 36-3131 (1031 amino acids)
Biological process (GO): Golgi organization; spindle assembly
Cellular component (GO): cis-Golgi network; Golgi cisterna membrane; Golgi cis cisterna
Molecular function (GO): protein binding
Source: RefSeq, a predicted model, not a curated record
GAAGCAAUUCCGCAGUGGUUGCCGGGAUCGCGCUGAUGUGGCCCCACCUUCCCCCUCCCCGUCCCGGGAUGUCGGAAGAAAACCGACAGAUGAAAUUGGCCGCGGCCAAGAAAAAGUUGAGGGAAUUUCAGCAGAAGAACAACCUUGGUGCUUUCCCAAAGAAGAAAAAGAAGAUUAAAAAUGGCAGUAGCCCUGAGAUAACCACUUCUGAUGAUGGUCACUCUCCUGAAGAUAUUCAGGACAUUCUGAAGGUGCUGGUGUCCGACCUUAACCGCUCCAAUGGGGUAGCACUCCCCCCAUUGGACAAUUGGAAGGCGCCCAAAGACCGCGCCGCUACUGCUUCAGAACCUGCUGUUGACACUGUGUCACCUGACGGUGUCCCUUCCCCCAGUGCUAGUCCCCCCCGUGUCACUGGCAUGGCAUCAACUCAGAACCAUGAUGCUGAACAUGGUCCUAGUCCCAUGGAUGAAAGCAUAUCCAUUUCAUCUACUGAGAGCCUGCGCCAGCUUUCUCAGCAGCUCAACGGUCUUGUGAAAGAGUCUACAUCGUACAUCAAUGGGGAGGGCCUAGCAUCUUCUGCUAAUAUAAAGAAUCUGGAGAGCCGGUACCAAGAGCUAUCAGUAGCCCUGGACUCCAGCAAUCUAACAAACAAACAACUCAGUAGCAAGAUAGAGGAAUUGAAACAACAGAACCAGGAAACUUUGGAUCAACUAGAAAAAGAGAAGAAGGAAUUUAAGCAAAAGCUUGCGAAGGAACAAGGGGCUCUAAGAGAGCAGCUCCAGGUCCACAUUCAGACCAUAGGGAUUCUCGUGUCUGAGAAGACGGAAUUACAGACAGCCCUGGCUCAUACUCAGCAAGCAGCCAGGCAGAAAGCAGGAGAGUCGGAGGACCUCGCGAGUCGCCUGCAGUCUUCCCGGCAGCGCGUAGGGGAGCUGGAGCGGACUCUGUCUGCCGUGUCCACGCAGCAGAAACAGGCAGACAGGUACAACAAGGAACUAACCAAAGAGCGAGAUGCCCUCAAGCUGGAGUUAUACAAGAACAACAAAAACACUGAGGACCUGAAGCAGCAGAACUCAGAACUGGAGGAGAAGCUUCGAGUCUUGUUGACAAAGAAGGAGUCCCUGCAGCUCGGGAUGGAGGAGCUGCAAAAGAAGCUGGAGAUGUCAGAGCUCCUGCUGCAACAAUUUUCUAGUCAAUCUGAACCCCGUGAUAACAACCAGCAGUUACAGCAGGCCCUGGCAGAGCGGGCACAGCUGGAGACACAAGUGGUGCAGCUGAAGGAUUUGCUGAGGCAACUGCAGGUGGAGAGAGACCAGUACGCAGGGAAUCUGAAAGAAGAGAAUGCCUUUUGGCAGCAGAAGAUGCAGCAGGUGUCGGAGCAGAUGCUCAGGUUGAGGGAGGAGAAGGAGCACAGCGUGAGCCGGGUGCAGGAGCUGGAGACCAGCUUGGCCGAACUGAAGAACCAGAUAGCUGUGCCCCGACCCCAGGAGCCCCCAGCAGGGCCCUCAGAGGUGGAACGGCGCCUGCAAGCAGAAGCUGAACAGCUUCAAAAGGAAGUGAAGAGCCUGGCAGGGCAGCUGCAGGCCCAAGUGCAAGACAAUGCAAGUCUGAGCCGCCUGAACCGGGAGCAGGAGCAGCAGCUGUUGGAGCUGCAGCGGGCGGCCGAGUUGUGGGGGGAGCAAGUGGAGGAGCACAAGCAGGUUCUGGAGGCCGUGCAGAGCGACCGCACCACCAUCAGCCGCGCGCUCUCCCAGAACCGCGAGCUUAAGUCGCAGCUGGCUGAGCUGCAGGAUGGCUUCGUCAAGCUGACCAAUGACAACAUGGAGAUUACCAGCACGCUGCAGUCGGAGCAGCACGUCAAGAAGGAGCUGGCCAAGAAGCUGAGCCAGCUGCAGGAGAAGCUGGGAGACCUGAAGGAGACGGUGGAGCUGAAGAGCCGGGAGGCUCAGAGUCUGCAGGAGCAGCGAAACCAGUACGCGAGCCACCUGCAGCAGUACGUGGCCGCCUAUCAGCAGGUGGCCUCUGAGAGGGAGGGGCUGCACAGGCAGCUCGUGCUGCAGACCCAGCUCAUGGACCGGCUGCAGCACGAGGAAAUUGAGGGCAAGGCGGCGGCCAAGGUGGCCCGCCAAGAGUUGCAGGAGACCCAGGAGCGCCUAGAAGCUGCCAACCAGCAGAACCAGCAGCUACAGGCCCAGCUGAGCCUCAUGGCUGUGCCUGGGGAAGAAGGAGAUGGACUGGAUGUUGUGGAGAAGGAUGAGGAGGCUCCCCGGCCAAAGCUGAGCGUGCCGGAGGACCUAGAGAGCCGAGAGGCCAUGGUGGCCUUUUUUAACUCGGCCUUAGCCAGUGCUGAGGAAGAGCAGGCACGGCUGCACGGGCAGCUGAAGGAGCAAAGGAGGCGCUGCCGGCGCCUGGCUCGCCUGGCAGCCCCGUCCCAGCAGGAGCUGGAGAAGGAGGCCCCAGCCCCUGGGAGUGGGGGCGACAGUGUGCCUCGGGAGACCCACCAGGCCCUCCAGGUGGCCAUGGACAAGCUGCAGAGCCGCUUUACAGAGCUCAUGCAGGAGAAAGUGGAUCUGAAGGAGCGAGUAGAGGAGCUGGAGCAUCGCUGCAUCCAGCUGUCUGGAGAGACAGACACCAUUGGAGAGUACAUUGCCCUGUACCAGAAUCAGAGGGCGGUGCUGAAGGAGCGGCACCGGGAGAAGGAGGCGUACAUUAGCCGGCUGGCUCAGGACAAGGAGGAAAUGAAGGUGAAGCUGCUGGAGCUGCAGGAGCUGGUGUUACGCCUGGUGAACGAGCGUGAUGAAUGGUAUGGCAAGUCUGUGGCAGCUGCCCAGAAGCCUGCUGGCGAGCCCGCUACAGCGCCCCCAGCCGCCCAGGAGCUUGGCGCUGUCGACAGCCAAAACACCGCUCAGGAUGAUCUCCACGAGGUGAGCCUCACCAACAAUGUGGAGCCUACCCAGGCAGAGGCCCUGCUGGGCCAGGCUGCCCCUGAGAACCUCACUGCGCAGCAGAUCAUGCAGCUGCUGCGUGAAAUGCAGAAUCCCCAGGAGUACCCAGGCUUGGGCACCAACCCCUGCGUCCCCUUCUUCUACCGGGCCGACGAGAAUGACGAGGUGAAGAUCAUGGUGAUCUAAGCCUGACACAAGCAGGCAAAGCCUGGAGACUUGGGGCCGGGGGCUCUGCCCCCACCCUAUCCUUGCCACUCCGUCCCUGCCACCCUGUCCCUGCCACCCCGUCCCCAGUCAUCCUUCCCCAGUCACCCUUUUAUCCCUAGACUAGCAAGAUAAGACCCCUGAGAACGGGUAUGAUGAGCCCCCUGUCUAAUGUGGGGAGAAAAAAUGAUGAGCCCCCUGUCGAAUGUGGGGAGACAAAAACAUGUGCCCCCUGUCUAAUGUGGGGAGACAAAAUGAGCCCCACG